UUUUGCAGUCUCAAGCUUUGUCUUUCGUUAACAUCGCAUCUCCCACACGCACUUAAAAUUAAGAACAAACUUAAAGGCGGAGAAUCCAACACUUCGAAAAUCUUUUUCUACUCUUCAACAGAUUUAAUCAAUUAACGGUAACGUAACUUCGACUCCAACUCCACGUAAUGGCAUCGCUUCACCCUUCAGAGCUCGAGUCCGGCACCACCGAUUCUGUCGCCUCCUCUCCUCGUUCUGACCACCAUGAUCUCCAUAUUUCACGUGUGCGAUUCAUGUGUAGCUUCGGUGGCAAGAUCCUCCCCCGCCCGCAUGAUAAUCAGCUCCGUUAUGUUGGUGGUGAUACCCGCAUAGUUGCCGUUCACCGCUCCACUACCUUCUCGGCUCUACUCACCAAGCUCUCAAAACUUGCAGGUGGCAGUAACAUUAGCGUGAAGUAUCAGCUGCCUAACGAGGAUCUGGAUGCAUUGAUCUCGGUCACCACGGAUGAGGAUGUGGAGAACAUGAUGGAGGAGUAUGAUCGCAUAGCACAUAAUCAAAACCAAAGAUCAGCGCGGCUCCGCCUCUUUCUUUUUACUAAAGGUGAUGAUUCCCGAGCCAGUAGUAUCAGCUCGCUCCUUGAUGGCGCGGCUAACCGAGAACACUGGUUCUUUGACGCUCUCAACAGCGGCGCGGGGCUCGAGCGUGGACGUUCAGAGGCUUCCUCUAUUAUGUCUGAAGUACCCGAUUAUUUAUUCGGGUUGGAUAAUUCUGAUGAGACGCAGCCUCGUGAACCAAAAAUGAAGUCUCGAUUAGUUUUGCAUGAGAAUGUAUCAAUGUCGGAUCCGGGUUCUCCUGCCCCGGUUGUUUCGUCGCCGUUUUGCUCUACAUCAUCCGCACCUAUCGUUCCAUCCAUGCCGGAUCUUCCUCCAGUUAAGACUAAACCCGACAACCCGGUUGCGACAAUAGAGUCAAAGCGGAGUGGUCAAGUGGAUGGCUAUGUAGAGACUGUGGAGACACAAACGCAACCAAUACAGCCAAACGAAUAUUCGGGUCAACCCAUGUGGCAAUACUUCUCGGAUUCUCAUUACUCGGGUCCUGCUGUACAACAAAUUCCAGUUUAUUAUGUUCCGGGUCCGGUUCAACCCGGGAAUGCUUCGGUACAGCCUGUCUCUGUUCAAGCACAGUAUGUUCAUCAAUACCCCGUUCCUGGGGGUCAAAUGCCUGUAGGGUACCAUCAGCCAGUUCCAAGUUCGGGUCAAAUAUACGGUGGAGCUGCAGUGAGGCCUGUUGUGACGAUGGAUCAUGCAUAUGACCCGGCAAUGAGAGUAGUUCCAGCUGAGGGAGUAAACCAGCAGGUUUAUUACGGGGUUAGAAAUGCGGGUUUGGUUCAGGGGUAUCCGGGUAUGAUAAUGCCAGGUGGAGAAGAAUUAACAAGGACCGGAUCCGAUGUAAAAGCGGGCCGGAUCUCACAGUCUUCCUAAACGGGUCAUAUACGGUAAAUUACGUUAAUUUUGUCAUAUUUGCAUAAAGCCAAAAAGCCUUUUGUGUGUGACUCUGGUACUUGUUUUUCUGGAUUGUAAUUAAAUUCAUUAUAUUUUGAUGAAAUUGGGAAUGAAUUUUGAUACAA
This is a messenger RNA of Pistacia vera, 1606 nucleotides long. RefSeq lists its product as uncharacterized. The transcript is spliced from 2 exons. Gene Ontology annotation, molecular function: protein binding. The coding region runs from base 168 to 1460 and encodes 430 amino acids. Lineage: Eukaryota; Viridiplantae; Streptophyta; Magnoliopsida; Sapindales; Anacardiaceae. The record is from RefSeq and is a predicted model, not a curated record.